AUCUUCAUCAUUGUACCAUAAAACAUGUCCCAACAACAAUUGGAAACACUUGUAUCUCGUUUGGAAAGUGCCGUCUCCAAAUUGGAACACUUAAAGUUCAGUGGUGCUUCUUCAUCAUCUGAUGAUUCUGCUACUGGUGAAGCUCCAUCUGUUGGUGCUUUCAAGGAAUACUUGAAUACCAAUGUUAAGCCUCUCGUUGAUACUUGUACUACAAUCGGUGCUGAAUGUGCUAAGGGUGGUGAAUUUAUUAACAAUGCUUUCAAUGAAAUGUUAAAAAUCGUCACAUUGGCUAGUAAUAAUAAGAAGCCAUCUGAUGAAGAAUUUGGUAAGAUUUUGAGUGGUUUGGCCAAGAUUUUGAAAGAUUCUGGAGAUUAUCGUUUCAAGAAUAACAAAUCUGAAUUCUACAAUCACUUGUAUUCUAUUGAAGAAGGUUUGAAGUGUUUGGUUUGGCCAACAGUUCCUGCUCCUGUUUCUUAUGUUAAGGAAACUGUCAAUUCUGCUCAAUUCUACAAUAAUAAGAUUUUGAUGGGUUAUAAGAAUACUGAUAAGGUUGAAUUGCACAGAGGUUUUGUUAGUCAAUUCAAGACUGCUAUUGAAGAAUUAUCUGUCUAUGUUAAGGAAUAUCACAUGACUGGUUUAUCUUGGAAUGCUAAGGCAACCACUGUUGCUACUGCUGCUGCUUUGAAUGGUCAAGUAGCAACUCCAACUGCUACUCCAUCUGUUCCUUCAACUCCAUCAGUUGGUGGUGGUGUUCCUCCUCCUCCAUCAAAGAUUAUUCCAGUUAGUGAAGAUUUGAUUAAGAGUACUUCUAGUGCUAAGCAAGAUUCAUCAAGUGGUAGUGCUGGUGCUUUGUUCGCUGAAAUUGCUGCUAGAAAGGAUAAUGCUAGUGUUGGUUUGAAGCACGUCACUAAGGACAUGAAGACUAAGAAUCAAACUGAUAAGCCACCUGCAAUCGUUCCAGGUUCUACUACUGCUACUCCAAAGUCUGGUGUUGUUGGUGGAUCAACUGCUCAAAAGAAGGGUACUCCAAAGUUUGAAAAGGAUGGUUCUGGUAAGAAAUGGCAAGUUGAAUGGCAAUCAGGUGCUCAUGAUUUGAAGAUUACUGAUACUGCUUUGAAUCAAUCUGUUUACAUGUACCAAUGUAACGAUACUAUGCUUGAAGUUUCUGGUAAGGUCAAUAACAUUGUUCUUGACAAAUGUACAAAGACUUGUCUCAUUCUUGACAAUGUUGUCAGUGGUAUUGAAUUGGUCAACUGUAAGAGUUGUCAAGUUCAAAUUAGAGGUGCUGCUCCAAUCCUCUCCAUUGAUAAGACUGAUGGUAUCAUUGUUUACUUGUCUAAGGAAGCUAUCAACUGUAGAGUUGUUUCUGCCAAGUCCUCUGAAAUGAACAUUUGUGUUCCUGAUUUGGAUACUGAAGAUGAUGUAAUUGAAAUUCCACUCCCAGAACAAUUCGUUCACACUUUCGAUCCAAAGACCAAGAAGUUCAAUACUGAUAUGAUGAAGCACGAAUAAAUUUAUUCCAUGUCAAUUGAUUCUCUC
Naegleria gruberi is the source of this 1539-nucleotide messenger RNA. RefSeq names its product adenylate cyclase-associated protein. Gene Ontology annotation, biological process: regulation of adenylate cyclase activity; cytoskeleton organization. Gene Ontology annotation, molecular function: adenylate cyclase binding; actin binding. Bases 25 to 1512 code for a protein of 495 amino acids. Lineage: Eukaryota; Heterolobosea; Eutetramitea; Acrasida; Naegleriidae. Gene Ontology annotation, cellular component: cytoplasm. The record is from RefSeq and is a predicted model, not a curated record. The transcript has 2 exons.